Chanos chanos (milkfish) is the source of this 1368-nucleotide messenger RNA. RefSeq names its product clusterin-like 1 (retinal) (gene clul1). The coding region runs from base 1 to 1368 and encodes 455 amino acids. Gene Ontology annotation, molecular function: misfolded protein binding. Gene Ontology annotation, cellular component: nucleus. The record is from RefSeq and is a predicted model, not a curated record. Lineage: Eukaryota; Metazoa; Chordata; Actinopteri; Gonorynchiformes; Chanidae. The transcript is spliced from 7 exons.
AUGAGGGCCUUCCUGCUCUCCCUGGUUUUGCUGGCUUCUCUGGGGGUCUUUCAUUGCGCUCCAAACACCGGAAUAACUGAGGAAACUCUGAAACAGUUGUCUCUGGAAGGGGAGAAGCUUGUGGACGAGGAGCUGCGGAAAGCUUUGUAUGGAGUGAAACAGAUGAAGGAGGUCAUGGCCAGAAAUGAGGAGAAACAUGAACACCUCAUGAAGUCUCUCUUCCACACAGGGGAGAAGAAAAAGGGAGCGGCACAAAUGGCAGAGGAGGUGGAGCAAAAAUUGGACGAGGCAGAGAAGCAGUGUAAGGAGACGCUGAAGUCGUCCUGGGAGGAGUGUCGACCAUGCCUGGAGGACGCCUGCAAAGACUUCUACACGUCCACCUGCCGCCGUGGCUUCUCCUCCUUCUCCUCUAAGGUGGAGAACUUCUUCCGCAGGGUGAGCUCCCGCCUCAACUCCAGAGAAACUCAGGAGGAGAUAACAAUCAACCAGAGCGGCGAGAACCCUGACACGGAGGUGGUGAAGAUCGAGGAGUCUUUCAGCACCCUGAUUUCCAAGGUGGGCACGCUGGUAAACCGCAGCAUGGUGUUCGUCUCUCGCAUUCACCGGGAGUUGGAUUCGGCCCUCCGCAAAGCCUUCUCCCCAGAGAUGGAGGACAGGGAGAGCGAGGUGGUCCUCCAGCCAUCCAGUGAAGAGAUAGACUCGGCUUUCCUACAGGGAAUAGGCCUGGAGGAUGUGCUAGAUUCCUUCUUUGAUUUUGGAAGGAGUGUGGUUGAAGAGUUUGGGGCCGUGAUCACUCAGGUGUUUGACGAUCUGACCAACGCGACAGAGGAAGCAGAGAAACAGAGAGAGAAGGAGCUGUUCCCUCGGUUCCUUCAGAACAGGAAGCUGUGUCGAGAUCUGCGCAGACAGUCGUCUGAGUGCUGGCAACUGCAGAACAAAUGUGAGGCCUGCCAGGGGACCAUGCUGACUGAGUGCCCUAGCGUGAGGGAGCUGCAUAUUGAACUGGAUGAGAUCUCGGAGCUGCUGGAGGUCUCUAAGCAACAGUAUGAGGAGAUUCUGGGCAUUGUACAACGGCACACGGAUGACACAGUCAGCUGGCUCAAUAACAUGGCCUCUGAUUUUGGCUGGGUGGCAGAAUUGGCUAACAAUAACACCACCCCAGAGAACAUCUUCAGCAUCGCCACGGUGGUGACGGAAAAAGAGGAGAGUGACAAUGGCCCAGUUGCAGAAACAAAGGUGGAGGUGAACAUCCUGAACUCGCCCACUCUCACGCUCACCGUGCCCACGGAGCUGGAGCCCAGGGACCCGGGGUUUAUCCAGUACGUGGCUCAGGAGGCCUUGAGCCAGUACAAAAAGAGAGCCGGGUAA